Messenger RNA from Cryptotermes secundus, 3278 nucleotides. RefSeq names its product zinc finger protein OZF. Gene Ontology annotation, cellular component: nucleus. The coding region runs from base 1143 to 2831 and encodes 562 amino acids. Gene Ontology annotation, biological process: negative regulation of transcription by RNA polymerase II. The record is from RefSeq and is a predicted model, not a curated record. The transcript has 4 exons. Gene Ontology annotation, molecular function: DNA-binding transcription repressor activity, RNA polymerase II-specific; RNA polymerase II transcription regulatory region sequence-specific DNA binding. NCBI's taxonomy places the organism in Eukaryota, Metazoa, Arthropoda, Insecta, Blattodea, Kalotermitidae.
AAAAUGUUAAUAGGUUUGGCAUGUAGAAUUAUAUUCGUGCUUAAUUAUGAAGCACAUGUAGCGUAGAUUACUGAUGUUUCAUUAUAGACUGCUGUAUCCAGCUCCUACAUAUUUGGCAUUUCGGUUUCAAAUGCUGCUGAGUAGAAGGUUGGCAAUAGGAAUUUGGUGCAAAAUAAGCAGCACGGCUUUCUCGUAGAUUACUGAUGUUUCAUUAUAGACUGCUGUAUCCAGCUCCUACAUAUUUGGCAUUUCGGUUUCAAAUGCUGCUGAGUAGAAGGUUGGCAAUAGGAAUUUGGUGCAAAAUAAGCAGCACGGCUUUCUCCUUUUCUUUGAACCCAUUAAUUCUAUAGCUCUUGGUAAUGCACUUUGUGGAGUUUAUCACCAUACUUAUUUAGAAGUCUCGAAGUGUACUCUGUUCUUAUUCAGAUUUCAAUUCACGUUUCCGAAUUGUUUUCAUUCUUACUGAUCACGUGUAAUUGGUGGCCAAGUUAUGAUGUGAAACGUGGUUAUAUCUGCAAACCACAAUGCUGCUGGAUCUACUAUAAUAAAACAGACUAUUUGGGCAUUAACACGUGACAUAACUGUAGGAAUAAAAGAAUCUAUGGAGGACUAGAAUUGCAUAACCAUGGAUCUUGUAACUAAGGUUUCACAGCAGUAUUUUUAAUACACGAUUAUGGAAUCGUUGCAGCCAAGAUACUGACGGAACUCUGAAAUAACCAGCUAACAUAAUGACAGAGACAGAUUCCAGCCUUUGCAAAAAAAAAAAGGAGAUAGCUAAUGCCCAAAAAAUCGAUAAUUAUAUUAAUAUACCAUCAUCAGAAACUUUAGAUCUCAUCAACUGACAAGAACUCAGUACAAUUAUAAUGGUGCAUGAACAAUUUGUGUAGCCUUUGGUCACUGUGAUCUCAUGACUGUUAGAAAACAGCCAUAGCCAAAGCAUGUUGGAUGCUGCAAUGUAGAACUACUUACAUCGCCUGUCAAUUUUGGAGGCAGUCAAAAUAGAACAUGAUUGAUGGUUAUGUUAAUGGGUCUCAUACGACUUUCUUGAGUGAAGGCGAUUCCGUUGGUACAAAAUAUUGUGGACAUGUUACACCAUCUGAAUUCUCUGUAAAAAUGAUUGAAGCUGAGCAGUGUGUGCAGGUAUGGAAGAUUUGUCUGGCAAUGGUGUAUCACUGAUGCUUGCUAAUGAUACUGCAAUUUCCCAGAACACCGUGGUUUUGGUGAAGGUUGAACCUAAUUCAGAUAGUGAUACAAAUCUGGCAUCUCAUCAUGGUGGAAAUGAGUUCAUUAGUAUAAAAGUUGAAGAGGGCACACACAUAGAACAGGACGAGGAUCCUUUGACAUCAAAAUUUCCUGAAGUAAAGGCUGAACGUGAGGGGUUGACUGUAGUUGAAGAAGUGGAAGAUGCAUUUAGAGCAGAGAGUGAAUUACAGGAUACUUGCGCCACACCAGGAAAAGGCACAGAUUGUUCACUAUACACUCAUAAAUGCGAAAUUUGUAAACAUUUAUUUACAUCUCAUCAUAAACCUCAUGAUAUACAAAAUGAAAAUUAUUCAUACUUGUGUAAUUUUUGUAAGAAGUCUUCCACGCACCACAGUAUUCUUGAGAAUCAUAUUUCUCCCUGUAGUGAUGAACGUACAUAUUGUUGUGAGGUUUGUAAUAAAUCAUUUACUGAAUAUAGUGUGCUUGUAGAACAUCAGCAAGCGCACAUUAGAGAGUGUUCAUAUUCCUGUGAUGAGCGCAGUAGAUUAUUCAGCCAGGAGAGUUAUCUAAAACAACAUCAACACAUUCAUACUGUAGAGCGUCCAUAUUCAUGUCGCGUCUGUAAUAAAUCAUUCAUUCAACAAAACCAUUUGAAACAACAUCUGCAUAUACAUAGUGGACAACGUCAAUUUUUUUGUGCUGAGUGUAAUAAAACAUUCAAACAGCAAAGUACUCUGAGUCAACACAAACACAUACAUCGUUCACACCGUCGGUAUUCGUGUGAUGUAUGUAGUAAAUCGUUCAGUUGGCAGAAAAGUCUGAAGGAUCAUCAACGCCUGCAUACUGGGGAGCGUCCGUAUUUCUGUGAUGUAUGUAAUAAAUAUUUCAUAAGACUUCAUAAUCUGAGGACCCAUCGACGUAUACACAGUGGGGAGCGUCCAUAUGCGUGUGAUGUCUGUAAGAAAUCAUUUAGUCAGCAGACUAGUCUGAAGGAACAUCAGUACAUACACAGUGGGGAGCGUCCAUUUAGUUGUAGUGUGUGCGAUAAAUCAUUCACGCAGCGAAGUACUUUGAAGGAGCAUCAACGCAUACAUAGUGGGGAGCGUCCAUAUUCCUGUGGAGUAUGUAAGAAGUCAUUUAGACAUCACAGUGGUUUGAAGAGACAUCAGUACAUUCACACAGGAGAGGUUUCCUACUCCUGUUUAGUGUGUGAUAAAUCGUUUAGUCAGAGAAGUAAACUGAAGGAACAUCAACGUGUGCACAGUGGGGAGUAUCCAUAUCUUUGUGAUGAGUGUAAUAAAUCAUUCAGGAAAGAAAGUCAUCUGAAGCUACACUUACAUGCUGCGCACAGUGCAGAACGCCCUUAUUCCUGUGAAGUUUGUCACAAAUCUUUCACUCAGCAAGGAAGCCUGACGGCACAUCAGCGUGUACAUAGCAGGGCGCACCUUGUAUAUUCCUGCAAUGUGUGUCAGAAAUCGUUCAUUAAACAGAGUCAUUUGAAUUUACAUCAACAGAUACACAGCGGGGAACGUCCAUAUUCCUGUGGAGUGUGUAAUAAAUCAUUUGGUCGGAAGAGUAGUCUCAAGAGACAUAAAGAGAUACAUAACGGGGGAUCGAUACCUGUCUGAUAUGUAGGAAAUUGUUUUGCCAUGGAUAUAGUUUAAAUGAAUAUGAACUGAUAUGCCUACUAUUGUCUGCUCUGAGAAAGAAUGGACAUGCGGUGGGAGUUGAAGCUGGUCAUCUACUCCCCCACUUUAUGUGCACUGCACAUCUCAGCUCUGUCAGCUUCCCAGACUCAUCUCCGUGUAUGAGGAAGCAGGUGAUUACUUCAUUUUUAAUCAGUUAUCAUUUUACAGUAAGGUAAAAUUGUCUGUGUGCUUGCCUAAUUAAGCACUAUGCCGUGAAGGCGUAUGGGGGAGUGGAUGUAUAGAUCCACAUUUCUCUUGACUUCGGUACUAGCUGGAGGUGAGUCGUCAGCUUCUUUACCGCCAGUGAAAGAGCCACUGGUACUCAUUGGAUAGGAGGUUGGGUCUGGAUGAUGUAGAGAGGAGAAAGUUCUUGAUCCUACCAGAACG